Kogia breviceps (pygmy sperm whale) is the source of this 1027-nucleotide messenger RNA. NCBI's taxonomy places the organism in Eukaryota, Metazoa, Chordata, Mammalia, Artiodactyla, Physeteridae. The record is from RefSeq and is a predicted model, not a curated record.
AUGGAAGAAAUCUUCAGGAUUCGGCGCGGCCGCCGCCUCCUCCGGGCGCCCGGGCGUCGCCGCGGCCUCGCUCCCGUCCGCGCUGAGAAGCUGGUGGAGCUCAGAACCUCUUCGCAGACUAGCACGCGGGCCGCACCGACCCCCGCGCGUGUCCUGAUCGGUUCCCCAGAGAAGCGCCGGCCGAUCCCGCGGGCCCUCUCCAGCUUCGGGGUCGAGACUCCGCAAACGGCUCGGGCUCUGGCCUCACAGGACGGCCCCGGAGGCCCGGGCGGCCAGCGGCCUCCGCUCGCGGUUCCCCGUCCCUUCACCCCUUCCCUCCGCGCAGGCCGCCUCUACGUCCCCCCUUCCCCUUCGAGUUCCCGUCCGUUACCGGUGGCUAGCACAGGGAGCCAGGCGGCCGGAGCUGCGCAGGCAGUGACUCAGGGCGGCGGCGGGAGGAGCAGAAGGCGGCGCGGCGAGCAGAUGGCGCUAAAAAAGACCCAAGAGCCCGCCGCUCGCGCUCAUAUACAAUUAGCGUCAGCACGUAGGGCCCCUCCGCCGCCCUCCCCCUGGCCUCGCCGUCUCCUAGCAACGCGGGCGGGAGGCGGGUCCAGGACGGGUUGCCUAGCAACAGAAACCGUCCUUCUUUCCCCGGCGACCUCCAAACCUCCCGCGCCAAGCUUGGGUUCCUCGGGUUCCCGCCUCCGCCCCUUACUACGCCUCCAGCCUUCUCUUUUCUACCCGCUUCGCUGGAAAGGAACUCGCAACUCCUUCUGUUCCCGGGAAGGGCCCAGAUCCGCCAGCCUCGCCCCCCGCUCACGUCGUCCUCCUUGCGUGAACAACAGUUCUUUCCUUCUGACCACCUCGACGGCGUCUUCUGCUGGUUUUGCUUCUCCUAACUCAGUGGGUAUCCGUGGCUUCCGGAGAUGCUCUUCAUUGCUACCUCUCCAUCCUUCUACCAGACUUGCGAUCCUUUAGGACUUUCUCGAUGGAUGAAAAUAGCAUGUUUGUGUAUUGUUUGGAUGCUUUAUAAUGAGGACAGUGUUGU